UUGUUGGUCUGUGUUUGUGUGUUUACAAAAAAUGUAGAACGAAGUAACAAACAAUAUUAGAUAGAACAUCAAGCAAGUGUAAUCUAAGUAAUCAUACAAAUCUAAACAUCAAAAUAAUCUUUCUGUGCGUGUCAUUGUAGAGUCAUGUUGAGCCCACUACGUUCAGCAGUAAGACAAGAGAGAUGUAGAUUUGCAUCAUCAGUUGCCAAAGACACUGCUGCUACAUUCUAUUACAACAGGAACCCAAGAAAUCUUGAGAAGUUAAGGAUAGCUCUGAAACCACAAGGGUUCCACUUGGAUAAACCUGGGAAAUCAUAUUGGAACAAAUUAGUCCUCAAGUACAAUCGGAGUGCCCGCAGUGUGACAGGAGAAGUUGUCCACAACUCCGGGCAUGUAGCUGUUUCUGCUUCCACCAAUGAAUGGGCACUUUGUAAACAGUUUAUACAGACAAACGAUACAUCGGCACAUGUAAAUUUGGCUCGAGUGUUGGCACAGCGAUGUCUAGAGACUGGCAUUUCAGAAGUUGCCUGUUUUAUUGAGCGGAAAUCAGACACAAAGGUUGAUGCUUUUCUAACAGAGAUGGAAAAAGAGGGGAUAAGUUUAAGUGAGCCAGAACAGUAUGAACAUCCCAAACCCUCAGAUCCCUUCAGACCGGAGAAACCUUGGGAAGUGUAUUGAUUGUGUUGUCUGUGUUAUUUAGUUGUAAAAUAAAUAGAUUUAUUAUUUGUGAA
Messenger RNA from Homalodisca vitripennis (glassy-winged sharpshooter), 731 nucleotides. RefSeq names its product 39S ribosomal protein L18, mitochondrial-like. Gene Ontology annotation, biological process: translation. Gene Ontology annotation, cellular component: mitochondrion; ribosome. The coding region runs from base 145 to 678 and encodes 177 amino acids. The record is from RefSeq and is a predicted model, not a curated record. The transcript is spliced from 6 exons. Gene Ontology annotation, molecular function: 5S rRNA binding; structural constituent of ribosome. NCBI's taxonomy places the organism in Eukaryota, Metazoa, Arthropoda, Insecta, Hemiptera, Cicadellidae.